Molecule: messenger RNA, 1885 nt
Organism: Paramecium octaurelia
Lineage: Eukaryota; Ciliophora; Oligohymenophorea; Peniculida; Parameciidae
Source: the annotation of a GenBank genome assembly
AUGGAGGGAUAUCUUAAGAAGUGGAUCAACAUAGUUACUAGAUGGCAGGACAGAUACUUCAUUUUGAAUGAUCACAUUCUCCAUUACUGUGAACAUUAAGGAGGGCAGUCGAAAGGUUAAAUCCAUUUAAAAGUGGCUGCGAUCAUAUUGGUUCCUGAAGAUCCUCUGAAAAUCAUCAUAAACACAGGGACGAAUGAAAUAUAGGUGAAGGCUUCAAGUGUACCAGAAAAAAUAGAAUGGGUGAAUGCCUUGAAAAGAGCUCAAGAAAGGUGUUAGGAAACCAUUCCUAGAGAUUGUGUCAAAGAAGUAAAUGAUAUUCUAACAGACAUUUGGGUUACACAAGCAGCAUGUACAAUUACUCAUAUCCAUCAUUAGUUGAUGAAACAUUAAAUAUACUUGUACCUAAAUUGGAAAGACAAUCGAAAUAUGUGGAAUUGGCUGAAAAAUUAAGUGAGUUAGGUUAAAAGAUUAAGAUGAAUGUCACCAUAUGUACUUAAUUGUUGGAAGUGGAAAAGGAGAAGCUAGAAUCCCAAUAGUCAGGUAUUUUGAAAUAAUAUUUAGGAGAUAAUUAAACUUUAUUUUAAUCAUUCAGAAAUAUAACAAGUGGAAUUGAUGACUUUAACCGAUAAAGCUCAAGUAUUAGUUCUAGUAGUUCUUUGUCAAUCCAAGACAUUUUAGAGUCUCUUAAAUAUGAGCAACCAAUUAAAUAUGUAACAAUAUUUAUUGAAUCUAGAAAAACCUUAUUAACAAUCCGGUUUUCUAAAAAAUUUAAUUCACAAAUUCCUAAAUUAGAGCUGCAUUGCCUAGAUCUUAAGAUCCAAAUGAAAAGUUGAAAGUUUGGAGUUUUAUUAAAGACAUGAUAGGCAAGGACCUUUCGAAAUUUGCUGUUCCUGUAUAUUUUAACGAGCCUCUAUCCAUGCUAUAAAGAUUAGCUGAGAAUUUAGAAUACUAUUAAACAUUAAUUGAUGCUAAUCAAGAAUAGGAUUAGUGGCUUAGAAUGUGCUAUGUAAUGGGAUUUGGAGUCAGUGCUUAUUCGAGUAAUAUUGAUAGACAUAAGAAACCAUUUAAUCCUAUUUUAGGUGAGACCUUUGAAAUCUCAAAUAAACAAUUUAGAUUUGUAAGUGAAUAAGUCUCCCAUCAUCCUCCUGUUUCAGCUGGUUACGCAGAAUCAAUUGAUUUUGAAAUGUAGAUGUAAACUGAUAUAAAAACCAAAAUGUCUCCCAGAUCUAUGGAGGUGUAACCUAUAGGAAAUGUAUAUAUUAAACUAAAACAAUUUAAUGAUCAAAUCUCCUACAAUAAAUGCACUACCAAAAUUCAAAAUAUCAUUUUUGGCAACAUGUAUAUUGAACAUAUUGGAGAUAUGGUUUUUAACAAUUAUUCCACUAAUGACAAAGGAAUUCUGACUCUCUCUGAAAAUCAUCGAAUGGUUGGUACUGUUUAUGAUAGUAAUGGCUAAGAAAAGUACAAAUUGAAAGGAUUAUGGAAUGAUUCAUUGAUUGCUCGCAACGUUUAAACAGGAAAAGAAACUGUUGUUUGGAAAAGGUACGAUUUGCCUCAGGAUUAUAAAAAUUACUUCUUUUUUACUAAGUUCGCUCUUAAUUUGAAUCUGCUUAACAUAGAUUUAAUCAAAUAGCUCCCGUGUACGGAUUGUAGAUUGAGACCAGAUCAAUUAGCUUUAGAGUAUGGCUUCAUUGAUUUGGCUGCUGAUGAAAAACAUCGUCUUGAGUAGAAAUAGAGAUAGAGAAGAAAGGAGAUGCAAAAUGCAGGUCAAAAGCAUUUGCCAUAAUAUUUUGAACUGAUCAAGGAACCAUGCACAAAUGAAAUGAUUUAUAAAUACAGGGGGAAUUAUUGGAGGAAAAAAGGAGAGGGCUUAGACUUGUUUUGA